CAGAAAUUAGUGAAAAGUCUAAACAGAGAGAUAGACACAACACGUAGUGGAAUUUGGUCCGUGCAAGAAACGAAGGACAAAGAGAAGAACACGAUGCUUAUAUUAUUCUCUUCGAAUUCUCUCUAUUUUGGCUGCUGAAUUUCGCCGAUAAAUUGAUUCUUUAUCUCUUUUCUUUUCUUCUCGUUUCUUUGCAAUGUCGGUCGAAACGUCGUCGUCUAGCUUCACUCUCGAGGGAAUCAGCGAUGUCGAUGACUACAUUUGGGCAAAUGAAGGAGAGGGAUCGUUGCCAUGGGACAGAUACAGUCAUGUUUUUGAUUUGGUAAGAAAUGGAAACUGUGCAUUCCGAGAGAGUUGUUUUGAACAGGCAAUCAAUAAUUACUCAAGAGCCAAUAACAUCAAACCCAAUGAUCCUAUUAUUCUGGGAAACAGAUGUUCUACUUAUAUUAGGAUUAGUCAAUUCUUGAAGCACAGACCUCCAUCAGCUUCUGAGUCUAGACCAUUGAAUGGACUGGAUCCAAUGACACAUGCUGAGCUUGCUUUAAAGGAUGCUGAGAAGCUACUGAACCUCCAGAGUAAUUUAGUAAAAUCAUACAUACUAAAGGCCAAUGCCCUCAUUUUGUUGGAAAAAUAUGAGAUGGCCCGGGAUGUAAUUCUUUCAGGUCUUCAAGUUGAUCCUUUUAGCGAGUCUCUCCAGGCUUCUCUGCAGAAUUUGGAGAGGACUACAGUCAGUUUGAUAGGGAGGAGAAAUCAUGGAAGACCUGAUCGUACAGAUGAUUUUGAUUGCACACUGUGUCUGAAGUUAUUGUAUGAACCUAUCACAACUCCUUGUGGGCAUUCCUUUUGCCGAUCAUGUCUGUUUCAGUCGAUGGAUCGCGGUAACAAAUGUCCAUUGUGCCGGACAGUUCUCUUUAUUAGUCCUAGGACGUGUGCAAUCAGUGUGACACUAAAGAACAUUAUAGAAAAGAAUUUCCCAGAAGAAUAUGCUGAAAGGAAGGCAGAGCAUGAUAGUUUAAGUAACUUUGGUGUUGAUUUGAUACCUCUCUUUGUUAUGGAUGUUGUCAUCCCAUGUCAAAAGUUUCCUCUCCACAUUUUUGAACCUCGGUACAGACUUAUGGUGAGGCGAGUAAUGGAAGGUAAUCAUCGAAUGGGAAUGGUCAUUAUUGAUCCCACCACAGGUUCUAUAGCUGAUUUUGCUUGUGAAGUGGAGAUUACUGAGUGUGAGCCACUUCCGGAUGGACGGUUUCUUCUUGAGAUUGAAAGUUGCCGGAGGUUUCGAAUUCUUCGAUCUUGGGAUCAAGAUGGGUAUCGGGCAGCAGAGGUUGAAUGGUUGCAGGAUAUAAAUCCAGAAGGAGCAGAAGCCAGAGCAGAUUUACAGGAAAUGACCAACAAUGCAGCAGGAUAUGCACAGUUAUGGUUAAGGAGGGAAAAAGAAGCUGCACGACAAGAUCGAAGAAGGCUCGAGAAACUCCUUAAUGUAGAAGUGAUGAUGCCCAAUCCACAAGAUCCCGAGCGCUUUAGUUUCUGGCUUGCUACGUUAUCAGAUCGGAGACCUUCAGAAAGACUAGAACUCCUGCGCAUUAGAGAUACAAGGGAGAGGUUGAGACGUGGACUGAUAUUUCUGAGAGCUGAAGAACAAGGGUGCAGAGUGCAGUGAGAAAGAGUAAUUGUUUUCCCUGAUUUUGUUUAUAAGAAAAAAGAAAAAUCAAGCAAUUCAAUAUUCUUUGGAUUUAAAAAGUAUGAGAGGGGCAUUCUUCCCGGUAUAGAAACCCAAAGAG
Molecule: messenger RNA, 1775 nt
Organism: Pistacia vera
Lineage: Eukaryota; Viridiplantae; Streptophyta; Magnoliopsida; Sapindales; Anacardiaceae
Product: LON peptidase N-terminal domain and RING finger protein 1
Exons: 18
Coding region: 194-1654 (486 amino acids)
Molecular function (GO): protein binding
Source: RefSeq, a predicted model, not a curated record